AUGACCAAAAUCGGGGUUGGUGAGCGAACUUGGAUAGAAGCCCGCUCCAUGCAAUCACUCAGCCCAACAACCUCCAAAAUCCUUUCACGGACAGGUUUCAAUGCUAGGAGUCUGAGUGUAGGCUUUGACGCCAGCCUAUCUUCCAUCGGGGUGUUGCACGAAACCACCCGGCGCCGCACCCUCAUGGGUCAUCAAGCCACAGUAGUAGACCAACGGGUGACCAUGGACACCCUGCGCCUUGCCAUCGUAAUAAAAUACGACACGCUAAUCCCCGUAAUUCCUGUUAUUCUUGACGAGCGGGUACUCCUUUCGGUUCUCAUCGUGCUCCGGGCAGUGAGCAGGGAAGUGCAGCUGCACAUCUUUGCUGUUAUCGUUGUCGAACGGAUGUGA
Messenger RNA from Penicillium concentricum, 390 nucleotides. RefSeq lists its product as uncharacterized. The coding region runs from base 1 to 390 and encodes 129 amino acids. The record is from RefSeq and is a predicted model, not a curated record. The transcript has a single exon. Lineage: Eukaryota; Fungi; Ascomycota; Eurotiomycetes; Eurotiales; Aspergillaceae.